This is a messenger RNA of Musca vetustissima, 4014 nucleotides long. RefSeq names its product NPC intracellular cholesterol transporter 1 (gene Npc1a). Gene Ontology annotation, molecular function: lipid carrier activity. The annotation marks the transcript as partial. The transcript has 11 exons. Lineage: Eukaryota; Metazoa; Arthropoda; Insecta; Diptera; Muscidae. Gene Ontology annotation, cellular component: membrane. The record is from RefSeq and is a predicted model, not a curated record.
CAUGAUUAUAUUUAUGAUUUGAUUUUCCCUUCUAUUCUUCAGGAUUGCGUGUGGUACGGUGUCUGCAAUGUCGAUGCAUAUGAUCGUAGCCAGUACUGUGCCUACAAUGGUACGGCCAAACCCAUUUCUGAUGAGGGUCGUAAUCUGUUGAAGGAACGAUGCGGUCACCUGCUAGAGAAUGGCGCAUCGGAUUUUUGCUGUGAUAGUAAACAGGUGGAAAUUUUAAAUAAGAAUAUCAAAUUAGCUGCAAAUUUUCUGGAUCGUUGUCCAUCGUGUAUGGCAAAUUUGGUGAAGCAUUUAUGCGAAUUUACUUGCUCACCUAAACAAUCGGAAUUUAUGCAUGUCGUCGAAACUAAAACCAAUACUGACGGUAAAUUAUACGUCAACAAUAUCGAUUUACAUAUAACGGCCAAUUACACGAAUAGCACAUACAGGUCUUGCUCUCAGGUAUCCGUACCAUCAACGGGACAGCUAGCCAUGGAUAUUGUUUGUGGCGAUCAUACUGCUUCUCGUUGCAGUGCUACUAAGUGGUUUACAUAUAUGGGUGAUGCCGAUAACUUGUAUGUACCUUUUCAAAUCACCUAUGUUCAGCAUGAAAACAGCUCGUCAGUCAUUGACGGUUACCGUCCACUUGAUCCAGCCACAGUUCCUUGCAGUAGUCCAUUAAAUGAUAAGACACCGGCAUGUUCCUGUACCGAUUGCGAGGCAUCCUGUCCCAUUCCGCCACCAGAACCACCAGCACCUCAACCUUUUAUGAUUGGUGGUUUUGAUGCAUUCACAGUAAUAAUGAUAGCAGUAUUUGUUGUGGGAAGUUUGUUGUUCCUAAUGGGAGUCUGUUUGUUCCCCUCCAAAAAUAUGGAUGUUUUGGUAGGUGAAGGUUUGAUGGAUAACCGUUAUAACACGUCCUUUGGCAGACGUUACACUGGUGGUCACACUGUCAACAAUGAAUUAGCUCCAGAGGAGGAUUCGCCCCUGCAAUCGAAAAUAUCCACUGACGGCAACGAAGUGGACGGGGCGCACAAUGAUGGUAUUGAUGUCGUGAUCGAGUCCGAUUCUGGCUACUUUGAACACUUGGGUGCCAAAACGGAAAAAUAUCUUGAGGAGUUCUUUACGGCAUGGGGUAAACUGUUUGCCACAUAUCCCUGGCUAACACUUCUGGGAGGUUUAAUUGUUGUUGCUGCUCUUGGUAGUGGCAUAAAGUUCCUACAUGUUACUACGGAUCCUGUAGAGUUGUGGGCUUCGCCACAAUCUCGCUCACGUGUCGAACGCAAAUUUUUCGAUUCCAAUUUCGAACCGUUCUAUAGGCUUGAACAGAUUAUUAUCAAAGCUGUGGAUUUGCCUGAUAUUAUACAUAACACCUCAAAUGGACCACUGCAGUUCGGUCCAGUUUUUGACAAACAAUUUUUGAUCGAUGUCUAUAAUCUACAAGAGGAUAUAAAAAAUUUGGGCAAAGACAUCGAUAAUGCCACAAUGCUGAAAGAUAUCUGUUAUGCUCCUUUGGUGGCAGGGGAAUCUGUGCCAGUCGAAACAACGAAUUGUGUUGUCCAGUCGAUAUGGGGCUAUUUCAAAGACGACUUGGAACGCUUAGACGAUGAGGAUGAAGAUAAUGGCUUUGAGGUCAACUAUCUGGAUGAAUUGUAUAAGUGCAUGAGUAACCCUUAUUUAUGUCUGGCACCUUACGGAGGUAUCGUGGAUCCGGCUAUUGCUCUCGGAGGAUUCCUUAAGUCUGGAGAACAACUUGGCCCAGGUACCAAAUAUGAACGAGCCAAUGCGUUAAUAUUGACGUUCUUAGUUAGAAACUAUCACGAUAAGGAGAAACUGGGGCCGACCUUAGAAUGGGAAGAACGUUAUAUUAAUUAUAUGCUUAAUUACACGAAGACGCGUAUGAGCAAACAUAUGGACAUAGCAUUUACCUCAGAACGGUCUAUUGAAGAUGAAUUGAAUCGCGGAUCGCAAUCGGAUGUCCUCACUAUUUUGGUGUCAUACUUAAUAAUGUUUGCGUACAUAGCCAUUUCAUUGGGACAUGUACAAGAGAUAGGCCGGGCCUUUAUCGACAGCAAGAUAACAUUGGGAGUUGGCGGCGUCAUUAUUGUAUUGGCCUCUGUGGUUUCCUCGGUUGGUAUCUUCGGUUACAUAGGUGUGCCGGCCACAUUAAUCAUUGUCGAAGUAAUACCAUUCUUGGUUUUGGCUGUUGGUGUCGACAACAUUUUUAUUUUGGUACAAACCUAUCAACGCGACGGCCGCAAAGCAGACGAGACUCACGAAGAACAUAUUGGCAGAAUACUAGGCCGUGUAGGACCUUCCAUGCUGUUGACUUCUGUCAGUGAGAGUUGUUGCUUCUUUUUGGGCGGGCUUUCUGAUAUGCCGGCUGUAAAGGCAUUCGCAAUGUACGCCGGUAUGGCCCUGUUCAUUGAUUUUCUCCUGCAAAUCACGUGUUUUGUCAGUCUAUUGACAUUGGAUACAAAGCGACAAGCGGAGAAUCGUUUGGAUGUCUGCUGCUUCAUACGCGGCAAAAAGACUGAUGCUGCUCCCAUCACUGAAGGUCUGCUAUACAAAUUUUUUAAGAGUGUCUACGUACCAUUCCUGAUGAAGAAAACAGUACGCGUUGUUGUCAUGAUUGUAUUCUUCGGUUGGCUUUGUUCCAGUAUAGCCAUAGCACCGCGAAUUGAAAUUGGAUUGAAUCAGGAACUUUCGAUGCCUGAAGAUAGCUUCGUUCUACAUUAUUUCCAAUCAUUAAACAAGUACCUUAGCAUUGGACCCCCAGUUUAUUUCGUGUUAAAAUCUGGCUUGAAUUUUUCAACAACAUUUGAUCAGAAUUUGGUUUGUUCGGGUCAGUUCUGCAACGAUGACAGUGUUAUAACACAAAUCUACUUGUCGAGUAAACGAUCUAAUGUUUCGUAUAUUGCACGACCUGCAUCUAGUUGGAUCGAUGAUUACUUUGAUUGGAGUCAAGCUUCGUCCUGUUGCAAAUACCACCCUGAUACUGGUGAUUUCUGUCCACAUCAAGAUUACUCCUGUGAAAGCUGUGUGAUUAAUCGUAAUAGUUUGCAUCGCCCUGACGAACGGGAUUUCGGCAAAUAUUUACCAUUCUUUUUGCAAGACAAUCCUGAUGAUAACUGCGCUAAAGCUGGACAUGCUGUGUAUGCUCCCGGUGUACGUUAUAACGUUUUGCCAGACACUAAUCAAACAAUCGUCGGUUCUUCAUAUUUCAUGGCCUAUCAUACUAUUUUGAAAUCGUCAUCUGACUACUACAGUGCGCUGCGUUCAGCCCGUAAAAUAUCGGCAAACAUCACGCACAUGAUUCAAGGACGACUAAUGUCUCAGGGUGUACCAUUGGAGGAUGCCCUGAAAGUAGAAGUAUUUCCAUAUUCUGUUUUCUACGUUUUCUAUGAGCAAUAUCUGACCAUGUGGCCCGAUACCCUACAAAGUAUGGGUAUAUCGGUGUUGGCCAUAUUCAUUGUCACAUUCCUUUUGAUGGGCUUCGACAUACAUUCGUCGCUGGUUGUUGUUAUUACGAUCACCAUGAUCGUUAUAAAUUUGGGAGGCAACAUGUACUACUGGAACAUCUCAUUGAACGCAGUAUCGCUGGUUAACCUUGUCAUGGCAGUUGGCAUCUCUGUGGAAUUCUGCUCACAUUUAGUCCACAGCUUUUCAAUAUCGACAGAAGGUACCCGAGAAAAACGAGCUGCUGACUGUCUUACGAAAAUGGGUAGUUCGAUAUUCUCGGGCAUUACACUAACGAAAUUUGGUGGUAUUCUAGUUCUGGCUUUUGCGAAGAGUCAAAUCUUCCAGGUGUUCUACUUCCGAAUGUAUUUAGGAAUAGUAUUAAUUGGCGCAGCCCACGGCUUAAUAUUUUUACCUGUACUGCUUAGCUAUAUUGGUGCACCCAUGAACAAAGUUAAACUGGAAAAUUUUCGACGUGAAGCAUAUAAAGUACAAGAAACAUCGCUAUCGACUGCGUGAUGCAAGGUUCCCGUCGAAGAUCAACACAUAAAAUUCGAAACGAUCCAACAA